Messenger RNA from Hyaena hyaena (striped hyena), 1888 nucleotides. It is a transcript of the gene POLE3, whose product is annotated as DNA polymerase epsilon 3, accessory subunit. Gene Ontology annotation, biological process: leading strand elongation; DNA damage response; heterochromatin formation. The record is from RefSeq and is a predicted model, not a curated record. The transcript is spliced from 4 exons. Gene Ontology annotation, molecular function: protein heterodimerization activity; chromatin DNA binding. Lineage: Eukaryota; Metazoa; Chordata; Mammalia; Carnivora; Hyaenidae. Gene Ontology annotation, cellular component: CHRAC; epsilon DNA polymerase complex. Bases 121 to 564 code for a protein of 147 amino acids.
GAGCAACGUGAGGCGGGACGGAAGCCUCUUUGGGUCAGACUGUGGCGACGCGGGAAGUCCGGACGCCGUAGCGGCCUGAAGAAGAGGCUUGAGACCGCGGCGCGGGCCCCGGUGGCCGCAAUGGCGGAGAGGCCCGAGGACCUAAACCUACCCAAUGCCGUCAUCACCAGGAUCAUCAAGGAGGCGCUCCCGGACGGUGUCAACAUCUCCAAGGAGGCCCGCAGCGCCAUCUCCCGCGCCGCCAGCGUCUUCGUGCUGUACGCCACUUCCUGUGCCAACAACUUCGCGAUGAAAGGGAAACGCAAGACCCUGAAUGCCAGCGACGUGCUCUCAGCCAUGGAAGAGAUGGAGUUCCAGCGGUUCGUUACCCCGUUGAAAGAAGCUCUGGAAGCGUACAGGCGAGAGCAGAAAGGCAAGAAGGAAGCUUCAGAGCAAAAGAAGAAGGACAAAGACAAAAAGACGGAUUCAGAAGAGCAAGACAAGAGCAGGGAGGAGGACAACGACGAAGACGAGGAAAGGCUGGAAGAAGACGAACAGAAUGAAGAAGAGGACGUGGACAACUGAUGGGAUGGGAAGGUACCACCCUGACCUGGGGUACGUUUGUGAGAAGCUUUUCCCCGUUGGGCAGAGUAGUCUUAGCCAGAAGAGCCCGAGAAGAUCAAAAUCAAAACUGGCAAUUGAAUCAUCAUCCAAACCAGCGCUUCCGUCAGAGCAUCUGAGUAGCAGAAUCCUGUUUUGCUAAAUCAGUCUGACGGUAAUGACUUUCAGGCGAGAGAGCGAUUCUGAGCGGCUAAUGUAAUUAGUCGAUCUGAUCUCUCUUGUUUUCUUACAUAUGUGGUUAGGCAGUUUUUGAUCCCCAGUUCCCUUCCGACCCCCACUCCCCGAAAAAAUAAUAAUAAUAACUUCCAUGCUGCCUGCUGUGUUCCAGAUCACAGAGGCAGUCAAAGCUCAGGAAGAUUUGGGGCUUUGAGUGUGACCAGUCUGUUGUGAUUGUACAGGAUUUGGCAGUACUAGCUUAUUACAAGUGUUCAGAAUGGUUUGGCUUUAGGAAAGUACUAAAAGACUAUGGGAAAAUGAAAUCUGUUGUCUCUUCACUUUAUGGUGACACUCAUUGAAUUUUGGUCCCUACGUUGCUUGGAGCCCCUCUAUAUUGCUGGCUAGGCAUUGGACCUGCUGGGGUGACUGCAUCUGGCCUGAUAGGCUCUACAGCAGCCGCGUAGAGUGGAAUUAGUCAAGCAAGUGUGCCAAUAUCUUACUCUUCCCAAACCAACCAGCCAACCACAGAUGGCUUAGUCUUAGAUGCACCUCACCGCCUGCUACUGCAUUGUCACCUCCUGGAAGGUAUAAAAUUCCAGUCUUUCUCUUCCUGUAGUCCGCUUCCCAAGCUUGUGAUUUUCGUUUUUUUCAUUCUUCCAAUUCCUGACAAGUCCCAAACUUAACUUUUUUGUAUGCACAACUUUGUCUUUCUGCCUUCCUGUCACUCUUCUGCCUCUCUUCCGUUCCCCAUUCCACUUUCUCUCUCCCUCCUUUUCUCACAUCUGCCAACCCAGAAACUUUGAUAACCUGCUUAAUAUCCCAAAGGGCAGAAAUUUGAUGGUGCUCAGGAAUCUAAUCCCCACCUCCAAAGCCAACCCCUUUAACCACUUCUAAAGUAACUCUUGAUCGGUCUUAUUUUUUUUUUUUCUAUCUUGACAUGUGGUGCCCCAAGCACUUUUUUGUUUGUCUCUAAGUUGAGUGCUUGGAGGUUGCCAGGUAGAGAGGUGUAUGUAGUUUGAUACUGUUAAUUUGUUAAAUGAAUACAGUCAAAAGCUCGUUGACAACUAAGUGAAGAAGGUUGAGGAAAAUUAUAAUGCUUUGUAUAAAUAAAGAACAUUCUUGUUAAAAGUGA